AUGUCGCCACCACAGCCGAUACCUCAGCGGCGCGGCGCCGCUGCACCGGCCAUCGCAGCGCCGGCUGUCGCAGCCGCGCUCGCGCUGGGCGAGCGUGGAGCGCCCGGCGGCGUGGCGGAGGGCGGCGAGUCGGCGGCAGCAGCGGCAGCAAAGGCUGAGGCAGAGGCUUGGAACGCUCAGAUCGCCAAGGAGGUUGUUUCCAUGACCCUGGACGACCCUGUCAACCUGCCGGCCAGCCUGGACCCCACCCCACCCAAGCUCGCAGGCGGCAUGGCGCAGUUUGAGCAGCGGCGGCUCAGGCAGCCGCCUGCCCACCAGCAGCAGCAGCAGGGGUCAGCGGGCGGCAGGCCCGGCCCGGGGCCCAGGGGCGCCGGGCCUGCGGCUGCUGCGCGCGAAGCCAAGGUUCCCGGCGCAGGCGAGGUGCCGGGCGUGGGCGUGUCCCCGCUGCCCGCUGACCUGGGCCUGGGGCCGCACCGCGGCGGACCCAACAAGCCCCCGGGCGUGACGCAGCAGUCGCCUGCACCGCCGGCUCAGGACGCAGGAGCAGCAGCCGUGUACGCCGGCAUGCCACCAGCUGCCGUGCUGGCGCACGCCGGCGGCGUGUUUGGCUUCCGUGGCGGCCCUGGCGGCGGCGCGCCGCCUCCGCCGCCCGCACACCACCCACACCACCGAGAUGGCCCGGGUGGCACGGGCCCGCCCGCCGCGCCCGGUGGCAUCAACCUCUGGCACCCCAUGUUUGCCCCUGUCGGCAUGGUGCCGCCGGGCGCGCCGCCGCCGCCGAUGCCGGCCGCCGUGGACGCCUGGGGGGCGCCUGCCGGCGGCUUCCCUCCGGCGGGCGCAGGCCCUCCUGCCAGCCACCCACAGCGCGGCCCCAGCCAGCAGCAUGGCCCCGCGCACCCGCACCUUGCGCCGACGACCCCGCCUGGCGGCGGCGCUGCCCCAGCCGGGCCCCACACUGCGGCGCCCGGCGGGGCCGCAUCGACAAACGGCCCUCAGCUGCCUCCGCCGCUGGUGCCGGCGCCUUUUGGGCCCUUUGGUGCGCCGUUUGGCCCCAUGGGCCUGGGGUCCGGCUUCUUUGGCGGGCAGCCGUUUGUGCCGACAGGCAAGCAGCCCGAUUGGUCAACGGGCGGCAGCCCCAUUGCGCUGCCGCCGGCGCAGGGCGCGCCCGGCCCCACCCUCCUGCCCGCCACAGGCCCAGCCGGGGCUGUGGGGGCGGCGGCCGGCGCGGACGGCGCGGCUGGAAACACCGGCCGCAGCCGCGGCCGCAGCGGCCGCAGUGGCGGUGGUGGCGGCCCGGGCGGCGGUGGACGUGGUGGCGGCGGCCGCGCCCCGGCAGCCGCCCAGGGUCCUCCAAACGCUGUUCAGUGA
Messenger RNA from Monoraphidium neglectum, 1368 nucleotides. RefSeq lists its product as hypothetical. The transcript has 2 exons. Bases 1 to 1368 code for a protein of 455 amino acids. Lineage: Eukaryota; Viridiplantae; Chlorophyta; Chlorophyceae; Sphaeropleales; Selenastraceae. The record is from RefSeq and is a predicted model, not a curated record.